AUGGGUGGCAAGCCAAUGCCCAGGGGUGGUGGCAGUGGCGGUGAUAGCGGUGGUGGUGGUGGUGGUGGUGGUGGUUCAAGGCUCAAUCAGGGCAGCAACAAUGGCACCAUGCUGAGCUCAGGUACAGAUGAUGCAGCACGGGCAGCAGCAGCACAGCAGCAGCAGCAGCAGCAGCAGGAGCAGGAGAAGCAGGAGGAGAAGAAGCCAAAGUCCCGAGGAUCUAUCAGCGUCCAGCAUCCCUCACCACCUAUCGUCUCUUGUUCCCUGUCGGUGUUCACUCUGCAGCAGCUAGCAGCAGCAACUGACGGCUUCAAUCCCUCUCGCCUGCUGGGCCGCAGCAGUGGGGCAGCGCAGGGGGAAGUGUGUACCGAGGGGAGCUGCUGGGGCGCCCUGUGGCGAUCAAGCGGCUGCAGGGCCCGGGAAUUAGCCACAGGAGUCCGGGACCCUACUCCACGUCAGCUGCCACGUCAGCUGCCUCGUCAGCGGCCACGUCAGCAGAGGCUGAGGCGUUUUGGAGGGAGGUGGGGGUGCUGGCGAGUGUGCGGCACGCGCACGUGGUGGGCAUGGUGGGGUGCUGCCCUGAGGACUUCUCCCUUGUGUAUGAACUCAUGGUGGGAGGGUCUCUCUGGGACCGCCUACACCCACAGCUGCAGCAGCAGCAGCUGCAGCAGAAAAGGCAACAGAAACAGCAGCAGCAAGAGCAUGAACAAGGGGCAGCCACCACCCCGCCUCCCUCCCCUCUCCCCGCUCCCCUCCCAUGGCACCAUCGCCUGUGCAUCGCCUCUGAAAUCGCCUCUGCGCUCCUCUUCCUACACUGCCACAGCCCCUAUCCUCCACUCCGACCUCAAACCCCAAAACAUCCUUCUCGACAGCCAUGGCGCCAGCAAACUUGCUGAUACAGGCCUGGCGGGGCUCAGUUUCUUCGGCUUGCUUCCGCAGAAUCACCUCGAGGUCACGUUCAAGGUGCAGGGGACGUUUGGGUUUUUCGAUCCGGAUGUUGUGGUUACCACCGGGGAGGUUACGGCAGCGAGUGAUGUGUAUGCUCUGGGCGUGGUGCUGCUGCUGCUGCUCACCGGGAUCGAAGAUGUGAAAGAGCUGGCCGAGAGAUUGGCUGCCCGGGCUCUGCGAGUGGCGCUGCAGUGUGUGGAACGGCGCGGCGUGGAUCGGCCAGACCUGCAGACAGUGGUGCACCCGACCCUGGCUGCCAUUGCUAAAGAGGUGCGGGAGGUGCAGGCGCGGGAGGUGCAGGCUCGGGAGGAGGUGAAAAAGGGGAGGGACUGCGGUGAUCAGAAGAAGAGGUGA
This is a messenger RNA of Closterium sp. NIES-65, 1302 nucleotides long. The record is from the annotation of a GenBank genome assembly. Lineage: Eukaryota; Viridiplantae; Streptophyta; Zygnematophyceae; Desmidiales; Closteriaceae.